UGAAUCUUAGAGCUUCCCCAUAACUGACUGCUAAGAUGUCUACACACGAUAACACUAAUGAAAAUGUGGUCAGCGUGGAAUAAUCAAGAAAUUACCUCCAACUAAAAGAUCUUCCAAACCAAAGUUCAGGUGAAAAGUACUGACUUUAACAUAGAUAGCUUACCUCUGCCUCGGAAAGCCCAUCAUGACUGGGCUCUUUUUCAUGAAGAGUCCCCAAAAAACAAUUACAGGCUCUUUCAUAAGCCGGUCAUCACCUUGUUCAACUACACCGCCACAUUCAGCAGGCAUUCCCACUUGCCACUAACUACCCAAUACUUGGAGGGAAUAGAAGCCCUGAAGUCACUCCAAUACCUAGUUCCUUUACAGUCCAAAAACAACCUUAGAAAAAGACUUGCUCCACUGGUGUAUGUACAGUCAGACUGUGACCCGCCAUCAGAUAGGGACAGCUAUGUUCGUGAGCUGAUGACUUACAUCGAGGUUGAUUCCUAUGGUGAGUGUUUACGAAACAAAGAUCUCCCUCAGCAGCUGAAAAAUCCAGCCUCUAUGGACGCUGAUGACUUUUACAGGAUCAUUGCACAGUACAAGUUUAUCCUUGCUUUUGAGAACGCAAUUUGUGAUGACUACGUCACUGAGAAGCUCUGGAGACCACUGAAACUGGGGGUAGUUCCUGUGUAUUACGGAUCCCCCAGCAUCACAGACUGGCUUCCCAGUAACAGAAGUGCUAUUCUCGUGUCAGAAUUUUCUCACCCCCGAGAACUGGCAAGUUACAUCAGACGACUGGAUUAUGAUGACAGAUUGUAUGAGGCCUACAUAGAAUGGAAGCUGAAGGGUGAGAUCUCUAACCAGCGACUUCUGAAAGCUCUCAAGGAACGGAAAUGGGGAGUGCAAGACAUCAACCAGGAUAAUUACAUCGAUGCAUUUGAGUGCAUGGUGUGCAGCAAGGUGUGGGAGAACAUCAGGCUUCAGGAGAGGGGCUUACCACCCAAAGCAUGGAAGGCAGAAGACACCCACCUGAGUUGCCCGGAGCCUACGGUGUUUGCUUUCUCACCUUGGGCUCCGCGUCGGAGCUCUAUGCGAGAGAUGUGGAUACCAAGCUUUGAACAAUCUAAGAAAGAAGCCCAGGCACUAAGGUGGCUGGUUGAUAGGAAUCAAAAUUUUUCAGUUCAAGAGUUUUGGGCCUUAGUAUUCAAGGACUCAUUUCAGAAAGCAUCAGAAUGACACAGACUAGAGGCUUCUUGAGGUUUAUAUUAUGGUUUGCCUUAAUAUCUGAAUGUAAUAGCUAUUCUGUUGACUAUCCUUUAGGAUAAGAAUUCAUUGCUACAGUUCUCAUAAUGAGCCCUAUCAAUGAAUAGAUAUGAAUUACCCUUAGGGGUUGUCUCUAUAUUUUUUUAUACUAAAAAAAAUAUUUCUUAUGGACACUGUUCAUCUUCAGUUUACAUGUCUGGACCCAUGCACCUGCUGCCUUUUGUGGAAAUUCUCCUAAGUCAAGAGUGGUGUUCUGCUCAUGGACGUCUGAUACUCACCUCACCAUCAGCAGUUUAUUGGUAUUUGGCAAGCCCAGUGUCCUGAUGCUGAGCAUGAACAUGAAAUGCAUUAGAACUUGGCAAUGACAGAUUCCAUCUGUUGGUUUCCAGGGAUGUGAGUGAUAAUAAAAGCUAUGUCAAGUUU
Molecule: messenger RNA, 1668 nt
Organism: Galeopterus variegatus (Sunda flying lemur)
Lineage: Eukaryota; Metazoa; Chordata; Mammalia; Dermoptera; Cynocephalidae
Product: alpha-(1,3)-fucosyltransferase 10-like
Exons: 3
Coding region: 463-1218 (251 amino acids)
Cellular component (GO): membrane
Molecular function (GO): alpha-(1->3)-fucosyltransferase activity
Source: RefSeq, a predicted model, not a curated record